AUGAAUUACCAGCCUCGUCUUCUUGCAUCCUCGUGGCCCUUUUGUUCACGUGGUUUCUUAUUUGGCUUUCGCAUCCACGGUUUUCCUCUCUCAUUCCAUCCACCCAAUCUUUCCCCAUCAGCUCGAGUGCUUUCGAAGAUUGCCGCGCCCAUGCAAGAACAAGAAUUGAAUCUUGGCCGAGUGAAGUUAACCCCCUCUGAAAUCACCGGAUCGGAUAAUGCUGGCUGUGACCUAAUAUCACUCCCUUCUGUCGGCAUGCUCCAACUGUCUCCUCAGUCAAUACAGCGCGAUAAUCAUGAAUACUUUUUCGCCUCAUGGCUUCUCAGUGGCUCGAAGAAACAACAGCAACCAGUGAUUCGGAUAGAAUUUAAUCUGCGUCUGCCAUCAUGCGUUGAGUCGUCUAUUGGUGAGCUUUGA
Messenger RNA from Protopolystoma xenopodis, 417 nucleotides. The record is from the annotation of a GenBank genome assembly. NCBI's taxonomy places the organism in Eukaryota, Metazoa, Platyhelminthes, Monogenea, Polystomatidea, Polystomatidae.